Molecule: messenger RNA, 693 nt
Organism: Aspergillus bombycis
Lineage: Eukaryota; Fungi; Ascomycota; Eurotiomycetes; Eurotiales; Aspergillaceae
Exons: 1
Coding region: 1-693 (230 amino acids)
Source: RefSeq, a predicted model, not a curated record
AUGACCUCUGCCCACGACACCGUUUCCAGCGAUCUCUACCAUCUGGUCUUAUCGGCCACUCAUAUCAGUAAAGACCCAAACAACAUUAUCGAAAAGGUCCGCAUCCCCGGUACCUACGUAUCACUGCGGGCAGCCAAAGCAGCUGCCCACAGUUGUCUCUAUGACGCCGGGUACGAAAGGGAGUUCUUCACACAAUAUGAAAUCAACAAAGAUAUCUUCGAAGAGCAGAAUCUCCCAGAAAGACAGGGUCUCAUUGUAUUUGCAGUUGCCUCCGAUGGUACCACCUUCCGCGUCCGCAUUGAUACGACUCCAAAUAGUCUUGGAUUAAUGACGGAUUAUGAGGAUGGUCGAAUCCCUGUGACUCUCUAUUACGUUAUCCAGACCACCUUUGCAUAUAAUGGAGAGAAGGAAGUCAGUACAGUGCGAGAUCUCAAUGUGUUGGGUGCGUUUAUCAGUUAUCAGGAGGCGAGAAUAUAUGCAGAGAAGGUAUUACUGUCCGAGGAUGAUGCCCUGACUAAGGAAAGCUAUGAAGCAUACGACGAGGCGUCGCCUGUCGAAACGGACUGUGGAUAUGGCGAGAAUGUAGUCGUGCAUGCCGUGGGUGAGUAUGGUGAGAAUUAUUCAAUCAGUGUGAUUGAGACAAAGAGGCUGGAAAAUGUCGCUUUGGCGGAAACAUCAAUGCAAAUUAUGUGA